Echinococcus granulosus is the source of this 1557-nucleotide messenger RNA. RefSeq lists its product as hypothetical. NCBI's taxonomy places the organism in Eukaryota, Metazoa, Platyhelminthes, Cestoda, Cyclophyllidea, Taeniidae. The coding region runs from base 1 to 1557 and encodes 518 amino acids. The record is from RefSeq and is a predicted model, not a curated record. The transcript is spliced from 6 exons.
AUGAUAAAGCGCGAGAACUUACUCUCGUCGCUGGUUUUGCUUGCUCUUGAGUCGUCUAUUCAUGCUGAAUUUGCUGAUUGGCUGCGGGCGCCAGGUUCUCUUGCUCAGUCGCACACCGUCACCAUUGUGAGCCUUCUCCUUCAGUUGACAUCGCGGGUGCGUGCCGAGCCGAGUAUCACCCUACAACCAGUUCGGCUGCCGAACGGAAACGUCGAGCUGCAGUGCACCGCAAGUGGAGACCAUGUUGACACCGCAAUGAUUCGCCUCGGUUGUGACAUCAGAAGUAGCAAAGUAUGCAGAGAAAACUGCACUCUGAUUUGCCCUCUCAUUGAUGGUCAUCCGAAUUGCACGAGGAUAUCUGAUGACGGGGUCACCAGUUGUCGAUAUAGCCGUUCCUCAGAGUCUACUGCUAGAGUCGUCUACGAGUUGGGAUGGGCAUCAGCUAAUACCAGAGUAAAUUUUUGGUGUAUUUACGGUGGCAAGAGCUCUCCCAUCUUCACUCACACACCUCUCAAGAAGAAAUCGGGUCGAGCAGGGGCCCUUUCCAGGCCUAAAAAACUCAAAUCUACGCGACAGGCAAAGGAAUUAGAACAUCCGGACCCAGGUGGCGAUGCGGCCAAGUUGCAGGGACUGGCUAAGGGCGGUCCUCGAAAUUCGGCAACAGAGACGUGCCUCUGUUUAAAGAGCCUCGCCGAAACCUACCGCCCUCGUCGCAUUGGCUUCACUAGAGGUGGCUAUCGCAAGGGCGGCAGUUUUGGUGUUGAUAUUGUUAGUGAAGGUGGUAGAAGCAGUGCGCAAUGGAGAAGAAUGGCAGCACAAGAGAGCUUCAAACUCCCCUUGACCGAGCCGAUGCCGCGACGCAAGCCCUUCACUGCUCUAACCUACUUCCCAUCCUACCACCACGAGCCGCUGUGCCCUCCCUCUAACCCACCCCAACCGUCGCUCGACGAAGUCAUCUACGACGACGUUCACCAAUCCACAGUCUACCUAAAUAAAGGCGAUUUAGCUUCGCAGCAGAAUAUGGCCUCUGAGGAUUAUCUAGCGGGCGUGUCAAGCUCACCAGGUGGCGGACAAAAUUACAUUGUUGACCAAAAUGGUAUGGUGUACAUGGCAAUGGGUCAUGUGUCCCAGACACCCCAGCAAUUGAGAUCGAACCUAGCGGCCUCUAGAGUGACUCUGACCACUUUUCAGCCAGAAUCCAGUUCCAAAUUGGAUCAGCAGAUCCAAGGACGACGUAAUCCAUCGCAUUCAGGACAGUUCGCUUCACUAAACAAUCCUUCAACAUCUUGGGCACCGCGAAGAGAGAGCAAUGACGCACUUCAAUUAACCUCGAACAUUAAUCCGGACCUAGUGGGUCUUCCGCCGCAAUCACCUCGAGGGAUCACCACACAAAGCAAAACAAAGACACCCUCACUUCAAUCGAGCCUGAAUCCACCAAUUCCUUUCGCCGAUCAAAUCAAUAACAAUGACGAUUUCGACGAUUUAUUCGACAUGUCCAGGGACACCCUCCUACCGCGUCGCCACAAUACGACCAAGAAACCCAGCAAAGAGCCCUAA